Molecule: messenger RNA, 4441 nt
Organism: Candoia aspera
Lineage: Eukaryota; Metazoa; Chordata; Lepidosauria; Squamata; Candoiidae
Gene: NCKAP1
Product: NCK associated protein 1
Exons: 32
Coding region: 221-3625 (1134 amino acids)
Biological process (GO): neuron projection morphogenesis; cell migration; cell morphogenesis
Cellular component (GO): SCAR complex
Source: RefSeq, a predicted model, not a curated record
ACGCCUAGCAAGCACCCAGAUUGGGAGGAGCGCCGGUGGGGGAAGACCGCGCGGGUGGCGGAGGCGGCCGGAGCGAGCGGGAGAUGGAGGCGCUGUGAGCGCGGCCCGGGCGGCUUGACGGGCGGGGGUUGGCGGAGGCAGGGGGAUCCGUCAGGGCAGCGCGGAGCCGCUUUCCCCGCAGCAGCCGCAGCCUCGGCCGCCUCUCCUCGCUUCUCCCAGGAUGUCGCGCUCGGUGCUGCAGCCCAGCCAGCAGAAGCUGGCCGAGAAGCUGACCAUCCUCAACGACCGCGGCGUUGGCAUGCUGACUCGCCUCUACAACAUUAAGAAGCAAGGACAAGUAUGGAAGGCUUGUGGAGAUCCAAAAGCUAAACCUUCAUAUCUUAUUGAUAAAAAUCUGGAAUCAGCUGUUAAAUUCAUAGUCAGAAAAUUUCCAGCUGUCGAGACACGCAACAAUAAUCAACAGCUAGCUCAGCUGCAGAAAGAGAAAUCAGAAAUUCUGAAGAAUCUGGCUUUAUAUUACUUCACUUUUGUUGAUGUUAUGGAAUUUAAGGAUCAUGUCUGUGAACUAUUGAAUACUAUCGAUGUUUGCCAAGUUUUCUUUGAUAUUACGGUAAACUUUGAUUUAACAAAGAACUAUCUAGACUUAAUCAUAACCUAUACAACAUUAAUGAUAUUGCUGUCUCGGAUUGAAGAACGGAAAGCCAUCAUAGGAUUGUACAACUAUGCUCAUGAAAUGACGCAUGGAGCCAGUGAUAGAGAGUACCCACGUCUUGGCCAGAUGAUCGUGGAUUAUGAGAAUCCAUUGAAGAAAAUGAUGGAAGAAUUUGUACCACAUAGUAAAGCUCUUUCAGAUGCCCUAAUCUCCCUUCAGAUGGUCUAUCCUCGUCGAAACCUUUCAGCUGAUCAGUGGAGAAAUGCCCAGCUCUUGAGCCUCAUCAGUGCUCCCAGCACAAUGCUUAAUCCUGCUCAGUCAGACACAAUGCCAUGUGAAUAUCUCUCUCUGGAUACAAUGGAAAAGUGGAUAAUUUUUGGAUUUAUUUUGUGCCAUGGAAUCCUGAAUAGUGAUGCAACAGCUUUGACCCUUUGGAAACUUGCUCUUCAAAGCAGCUCUUGCUUGGCUCUCUUUCGGGAUGAAGUUUUUCAUAUUCAUAAAGCUGCUGAAGAUUUGUUUGUAAACAUAAGAGGCUAUAACAAGCGUAUCAAUGACAUAAGAGAGUGCAAGGAAGCCGCUGUAUCACAUGCAGGUUCAAUGCACAGAGAAAGGCGCAAGUUUUUACGGUCUGCGCUAAAAGAGCUAGCCACUGUCCUGUCAGAUCAGCCAGGACUCUUGGGUCCCAAGGCCCUGUUUGUAUUUAUGGCAUUAUCCUUUGCUCGUGAUGAAAUUAUUUGGCUGCUUCGACACGCAGAUAAUAUGCCUAAGAAAAGCGCGGAUGAUUUCAUAGAUAAGCACAUAGCAGAACUUAUUUUCUAUAUGGAAGAGCUUAGAGCACAUGUACGAAAAUACGGCCCAGUGAUGCAAAGAUACUAUGUUCAGUAUCUAUCAGGUUUUGAUGCAGUUGUUUUAAAUGAACUUGUACAGAAUCUUUCAGUGUGCCCUGAAGAUGAAUCCAUCAUUAUGUCUUCUUUUGUAAACACUAUGACCUCCUUGAGUGUGAAACAAGUUGAAGAUGGAGAGGUAUUUGACUUCAGAGGAAUGAGGCUUGAUUGGUUUAGAUUACAGGCUUAUACUAGUGUGUCUAAGGCGUCACUCAGUCUUGCAGACCACAGAGAACUUGGAAAGAUGAUGAACACAAUCAUUUUCCACACAAAAAUGGUAGACUCUUUGGUUGAGAUGUUGGUAGAAACAUCAGAUCUUUCUAUAUUUUGUUUUUACAGUCGUGCUUUUGAGAAGAUGUUUCAGCAAUGCUUGGAAUUGCCCUCCCAGUCCAGAUACUCAGUCGCAUUCCCGCUGCUUUGCACUCACUUUAUGAGCUGUACCCAUGAACUGUGCCCAGAAGAGAGACACCAUAUUGGUGAUCGCAGCCUCUCCUUGUGUAACAUGUUUUUGGACGAAAUGGCUAAACAGGCCCGGAAUCUUAUCACAGAUAUUUGUACAGAGCAGUGUACCCUGAGUGACCAGUUACUGCCAAAACAUUGUGCCAAAACCAUUAGCCAAGCAGUGAACAAAAAGUCAAAGAAACAGACGGGUAAGAAAGGAGAACCAGAAAGAGAAAAACCAGGAGUAGAAAGCAUGAGAAAAAAUAGGCUGGUAGUGACCAACCUGGACAAAUUGCACACAGCACUUUCUGAACUCUGCUUUUCUAUCAAUUAUGUUCCAAACAUGAUCGUAUGGGAGCACACCUUUACCCCAAGGGAGUACUUAACUUCUCACUUGGAAAUUCGUUUUACCAAGUCAAUUGUUGGAAUGACAAUGUAUAAUCAGGCAACACAAGAAAUUGCAAAACCUUCAGAACUCUUAACGAGUGUCAGAGCUUACAUGACAGUGCUCCAGUCAAUAGAAAACUAUGUACAGAUUGACAUCACAAGAGUAUUUAAUAAUGUCCUUCUUCAGCAAACCCAGCAUUUAGAUAGUCAUGGGGAGCCAACCAUCACCAGUCUAUACACAAAUUGGUAUCUGGAAACUUUGCUAAGGCAAGUCAGUAAUGGCCAUAUAGCCUAUUUCCCUGCGAUGAAGGCAUUUGUGAACUUGCCUACUGAAAAUGAGCUGACAUUUAAUGCAGAAGAAUAUUCAGAUAUCUCAGAAAUGAGAGCCCUGUCAGAACUCCUGGGUCCAUACGGCAUGAAGUUCUUGAGUGAAAGUCUUAUGUGGCAUAUUUCCUCACAGGUUGCUGAACUCAAGAAACUUGUGGUUGAGAAUGUUGAAGUACUAACACAAAUGAGGACCAGUUUUGAUAAACCAGAUCAGAUGGCAGCUCUCUUCAAAAGAUUGUCAUCUGUUGACAGUGUUUUGAAGAGGAUGACUAUUAUUGGUGUUAUUUUAUCAUUCCGAUCACUUGCACAAGAAGCGCUUAGAGAUGUCUUAUCCUAUCACAUUCCUUUCCUUGUAAGUUCAAUUGAAGACUUUAAGGAUCACAUUCCAAGAGAGACUGAUAUGAAGGUUGCCAUGAACGUAUAUGAGCUCUCAUCAGCUGCAGGGCUCCCGUGUGAGAUAGAUCCUGCCCUUGUUGUUGCUCUUUCUUCUCAAAAAUCAGAAAAUAUUAGUCCAGAGGAAGAAUAUAAAAUUGCUUGCCUUUUGAUGGUCUUUGUGGCUGUCUCCUUACCAACUUUGGCUAGCAAUGUGAUGUCUCAAUACAGUCCUGCCAUUGAAGGUCACUGCAACAAUAUCCAUUGCCUGGCGAAAGCAAUCAAUCAGAUCGCUGCAGCCUUAUUUACCAUUCACAAGGGAAGCAUUGAAGAUCGUCUCAAAGAAUUUUUGGCUCUUGCCUCCUCCAGUCUACUAAAAAUUGGCCAGGAGACGGACAAAACCACUACAAGGAACAGAGAAUCUGUUUACUUACUUCUUGACAUGAUUGUGCAGGAGUCUCCCUUCCUGACGAUGGAUCUUCUGGAGUCCUGCUUUCCCUACGUAUUGCUACGGAAUGCGUACCAUGCUGUCUACAAGCAAAGUGUCACAUCCUCUGCCUGAAUAUAUACUUAUCUGGAGACCAAUUAAGCACGCCUCUAUGUUGCCUCAGUUUUACUUGUAAACUGUGGAGCUGUUUUAUUUUAUGGCCUGGCAGAGUUUUGUGGAUUCUAAACUUUUUCCCAAUGCAGUUGUAUUUCUGACCAGUGGUUUCUUAAUAUGGUUGUAUUGCAAUAUAAGCUUGGCUGAUUUUAGGUUGCACAUUUGCUGAAAUUAUUCCUUUUUUUUUUCUUUUCUUUUUUAGAGUCUCAAUUCUGUUCAAAAGAGAAAUACUGAAGUUACGUUUUUUCAUAUUUGAUCAUGCAGAAAUCAUAAUGGCUUGUUUAUCUCCAUGAAGAACUCUAUUUAGUGGUUAUUUUAGUGUUCCUAGUUUUCAUCUGUGUGUAAAUUAUUUCAUAUAGGGAGAAUUACAACUUGUACCUAUUGUUCUUAUCAGAAAAAGAUCUGGAUGUGCAUUUCUGUGAACUACAGCAUUUUUACUUUAUUUUUUGAAACAUUCACUCAGAUUAAUGACAGAUGCUAUCUAAUAUUUUAGAAAAAAAAGUUACAGGACUGCUUAUCCUUAAUCUUCUCCAUGAAAUCUGAAAUGGCAAAAAGUGAUUUUGUUUGUAUAAAGCCUACAUAGUGAAAUUUUUUAAGACUAAUGUCCAUGGUGCCCCGUUGGCAUUAACACUACAUUGUACCCUCCUGUAUAAUAAACAUUCUUAUGCAUUAUCAAAUGUUGAUAAAAUGUUAGCCCUUAACCACUUUUUAUAUGUUUUAAAUUUUUGAAAUUCAAGUGUAUCUUCCAUUACAUACAAUAAACACUACACUGAAUGA